Molecule: messenger RNA, 1670 nt
Organism: Pteropus alecto (black flying fox)
Lineage: Eukaryota; Metazoa; Chordata; Mammalia; Chiroptera; Pteropodidae
Gene: TMEM17
Product: transmembrane protein 17
Exons: 5
Coding region: 521-1009 (162 amino acids)
Biological process (GO): non-motile cilium assembly
Cellular component (GO): ciliary transition zone
Source: RefSeq, a predicted model, not a curated record
CUGCUCCUGCAGACGCAGCUGGGAGCUAUACCGAAGCCUGGGCAUGGAGCUGCCGGAUCAGGUUCGCCUGCGGCUGGGAAACUUCAGCCGGACCAUGUUCAGCGACUCCAACCGGACCGGGCCAGAGUAUACCGAGGGUCCGGAACAAGUACGUUCCACCACAAGGCGGUUUUCUGGCAGAAGAGAUGGAAAGAAGUUUUUUUAAUGAGUCAUUUUAAAUCACUAUCCACUCCAGAGUAACAGUGGCUACACUAGCAUUACUUUCAACAAAACUCUCCCUUUCCCUGCCUUCUCUUUCCCCUCCCUGUAUAAACUCUUUCUCUGAAUUUCGUAGCAGAAUAUCAACAUAAGACAAGUCAGAAGACAGUUUACUCCAAAACAGUUUCCCCAUCUUACAUCGUGAUGAUAGACAACAUAUUGUCAACCAAACCCAUGUAGUUUUUAUCACCGAACUUUGCUGGAAGUAGAAAUCUUUUCCUCUUGCUUGGUAUAGGUUUUAGGGUCAGAGAAAGAUAAUGAAAUGGUUUCCAGUUUGGCAUUGCAGAUGUCACUUUAUUUUAACACUUACUUUUUCCCACUUUGGUGGGUGAGCAGCGUUAUGAUGCUUCAGAUGAAGUAUUCGAUCUUGCCUGAUUACUACAAAUUCAUUGUGGUCACUGUUAUCAUCCUAAUAACCUUAAUCGAAGCUAUCAGGUUGUAUCUAGGCUACAUGGGUAAUCUACAGGAAAAGGUUCCUGAGUUGGCUGGCUUUUGGCUUUUGAGCCUUCUAUUGCAGUUGCCUUUAAUUCUUUUCUUGCUCUUUAAUGAAGGCCUAACGAAUCUGCCCUUGGAAAAAGCAGUACACAUCAUCUUCACUAUGUUCCUUACUUUCCAAGUUGUUUCAGCAUUUCUUACCUUGAGGAAAAUGGUAAAUCAGUUGGCAACUCGUUUCCACCUCCAAGACUUUGACCGGCUCUCUGCAAAUAGAGGAGGCAUGAGAACAAUGAGAUCCUGUAUAGAAGAGAUUUGACCCAGUGCUGUUGAGUGAAAAUCUUAAAGAUUAUUCCAGAAGACUGUAAUAGUUAUGAAAACAGAGAUCUAGCACGAGAUAAAGGACAAAUCAAGUUUUGGAAUUGUAUACCCUCUAGUUCUAAAACUCCAAAUGUGGGGGCAAUGAUUAGACUGUACAGUACAUGAAAGCAGUAAGUCAACUCUAAAGUCUUAAUAUUGUCCACCUAAUGCCAAAUAUCUUAAUUUUUAGGUUGUUGUUGACUUUCUCAGGUGUGUAGAAUUCUAUGUUGGUGGUCACAGUUUACCAGCUUUACUGUAAUAUUUCUAGUUAGCACCUGUAACUAGAAAUGUGUAUAUUUCUUUUAAACUUGGUUGGUAACCAUGUCUUGGCAGUACAUCUAAAGCACAUGAAAAUGCUUGUCAAUAUUCUGGUGUAUUAGACUGUAUUUGUAAACCAAGACACCAAAUGUUCAUGUCUGCUAGGGUUAAAUUCUAACCCUAGUCAUAUCUAUUACACUGAAGUUAAGAAGAAAACAGGUGGAUUAUCAUGGUACUUAGGAAAUAUUUUUAUCACAAAAUUAUAACUUUUAUAAAACCAUGUUCAGUAUUUAUGGUGAUGGUGGUGUGCAAAAUGUCUUUACAAUAAAUUAUAAAAUAUUUUUAUUAACAUCUGCAACAAA